Messenger RNA from Arabidopsis arenosa, 610 nucleotides. The record is from the annotation of a GenBank genome assembly. Lineage: Eukaryota; Viridiplantae; Streptophyta; Magnoliopsida; Brassicales; Brassicaceae.
CAAGCAGACAAUCUCUAAUCAUCCUUUUAACCGACCGUGAAGAAGACAAGAACAUGAAGCAAAAGAUCCUCAUAAGAGUUGCUAUGACUGAUGACCCAACUAGAGCAAAAGCAAUGAAAACUGCGGUUCAGUUUAAAGGCGUGAACGCUGUGGAAAUAAAGGGAGAUCACAUGAACCAGAUUGAGGUGACCGGUGUUGAAGUCGAUAUGAUCGCUCUAAUCAACACACUCAGGAAAAAGGUGGCAUUUGCGGAGCUUGUUAGCGUAGCUAAAGUUGAACCACCCAAGGAUGGUGACAAAAAGCCGGAAGAAAAGAAACCCGAAGAGAAGAAACCAGAAGAGAAAAAACCUGAGGAGAAAAAACCCGAGCCAUGUUGUCAACCAUGGCCUUAUGGAUACGGUGUGCCAUCUUCCUAUCCCUACCCGUGUGAUCCCUACAAUCAGAUCGGGGAACCCGUCUACAAUCAAGAUCCCAAUUGCAGGAUCAUGUGAGAUAGGUUUCAAGUGGAAGACUGACGGAGGAGAUAGCAGUUUUUCUAUACUAAGAUUUUCAACAAGUUAAUGCACUUUGAUAGUCAGAUUUGUUACAUGAAUAAAAAAAGCCUCGAGCU